Molecule: messenger RNA, 484 nt
Organism: Electrophorus electricus (electric eel)
Lineage: Eukaryota; Metazoa; Chordata; Actinopteri; Gymnotiformes; Gymnotidae
Gene: lsm6
Product: LSM6 homolog, U6 small nuclear RNA and mRNA degradation associated
Biological process (GO): maturation of SSU-rRNA; mRNA splicing, via spliceosome
Cellular component (GO): U4/U6 x U5 tri-snRNP complex; P-body; nucleolus
Molecular function (GO): RNA binding
Source: RefSeq, a predicted model, not a curated record
UUGGCUGAGCACCUUCAACGCUGCUUCGCUUAGACGCGCAGGGAACGUCACUAACGGACCGCUUGCUCACGAUGAGUUUACGAAAACAGACUCCUAGUGAUUUCUUGAAGCAGAUCAUUGGAAGACCAGUGGUUGUGAAACUGAACUCUGGCGUGGACUACAGAGGCGUUCUUGCUUGCCUGGAUGGAUACAUGAACAUCGCUGUGGAGCAGACGGAAGAGUAUGUCAACGGCCAGCUGAAGAACAAGUACGGAGAUGCCUUCCUAAGAGGAAAUAAUGUGUUGUACAUCAGUACCCAGAAGAGAAAGAUGUGAAAUUGCUGCCUUCUGAAAUAUGUGCAAGUCAGUGUUUGCUGAUAUCCUGUUAUGUUAGUUUAUUACUGAUGCGUAUGUUUUUUUUUUUUUUCAGUGACCUCUUUGUAAGAUGAAAUUUGUAUUGGUGUUAUAUGUACAUAUAAUGCAAUAAAUACUUUUCUUUUCCCCCA